CUGCCCUCUGGGCCUUCCUCCCUGGGGACAGCCCCUCCCAGCCAAUCUCACAGCCCAGGCUCCCUAUAUAAGGCCAGGGCUGCAGGCCCUUCCUCUGGGUCGGUGUCACCUCCAGGAUACAGACAGUCCCCUUCAGUGCAGCCCACCAGGUCCCCCAGCCGCCACCAUGCCUUUCGGCAACACCCACAACAAGUUCAAGCUGAACUACAAGCCUGAGGAGGAGUAUCCAGACCUCAGCAAGCACAACAACCACAUGGCCAAGGUGCUGACCCUUGACCUCUACAAGAAACUACGGGAUAAGGAGACGCCCUCUGGCUUCACCCUGGAUGACAUCAUCCAGACAGGUGUGGACAACCCAGGUCACCCCUUCAUCAUGACCGUGGGCUGCGUGGCUGGGGACGAGGAGUCCUACACGGUCUUCAAGGACCUGUUCGACCCCAUCAUCCAGGACCGGCACGGGGGCUUCAAACCGACGGACAAGCACAAGACCGACCUCAACCACGAGAACCUCAAGGGCGGAGACGACCUGGACCCCAACUACGUGCUGAGCAGCCGCGUGCGCACCGGCCGCAGCAUCAAGGGCUACACGCUGCCCCCGCACUGCUCCCGGGGCGAGCGCCGCGCGGUGGAGAAGCUCUCCGUGGAAGCCCUCAACAGCCUGACGGGCGAGUUCAAGGGCAAGUACUACCCUCUGAAGAGCAUGACAGAAAAGGAGCAGCAGCAGCUGAUUGAUGACCACUUCCUGUUUGACAAGCCCGUGUCCCCACUGCUGCUGGCCUCAGGCAUGGCUCGAGACUGGCCUGACGCCCGUGGCAUCUGGCACAAUGACAACAAGAGCUUCUUGGUGUGGGUGAACGAGGAGGACCACCUCCGUGUCAUCUCUAUGGAGAAGGGCGGCAACAUGAAGGAGGUUUUCCGCCGCUUCUGCGUGGGGCUGCAGAAGAUUGAGGAGAUCUUUAAGAAGGCUGGCCACCCCUUCAUGUGGAACGAGCACCUGGGCUACGUGCUCACCUGCCCAUCCAACCUGGGCACCGGAUUGCGGGGCGGCGUGCACGUGAAGCUGGCUCACCUGAGCAAGCACGCCAAGUUCGAGGAGAUUCUCACCCGCCUGCGUCUGCAGAAGCGGGGCACAGGUGGCGUGGACACUGCUGCCGUGGGCUCGGUGUUUGACAUAUCCAAUGCCGAUCGGCUGGGCUCGUCCGAGGUAGAACAGGUGCAGCUGGUGGUGGAUGGUGUGAAGCUCAUGGUGGAGAUGGAGAAGAAGCUGGAAAAGGGACAAUCCAUCGACGACAUGAUCCCUGCCCAGAAGUAGGCGUUCCGCCCCGGCCCGCCCGGCGGUCGCGGUCAGCUGGAGACCGGCGCCUGGGAGGACCUGGCCGCUGGAGCCCCGCCCCUUCAUGUCUCGCUCCGCCCCCUUCCCCGGAGUCCCGCCCAUAAAGUUUCAUCCCUCGGGGCGUUCGUUCCACUCAGAGUUCCAACCAAUGGGCUCCAUCCUCUGGAUGGUUCUGGCCAAUGAAAACCCUGCUCACAGCCUCCUCUGGGUUCCCCAGAGCCCGCCCACCACCCGGAGCUCUGGCGCUCCAUGCCGCGCAAUGAAUAAAAGCGAUGAUGGCCUUA
Molecule: messenger RNA, 1617 nt
Organism: Castor canadensis (American beaver)
Lineage: Eukaryota; Metazoa; Chordata; Mammalia; Rodentia; Castoridae
Gene: Ckm
Product: creatine kinase, M-type
Biological process (GO): phosphocreatine biosynthetic process
Molecular function (GO): creatine kinase activity
Source: RefSeq, a predicted model, not a curated record